Molecule: messenger RNA, 2159 nt
Organism: Lolium perenne
Lineage: Eukaryota; Viridiplantae; Streptophyta; Magnoliopsida; Poales; Poaceae
Product: sulfhydryl oxidase 1
Biological process (GO): protein folding
Cellular component (GO): Golgi membrane
Molecular function (GO): flavin-dependent sulfhydryl oxidase activity; protein disulfide isomerase activity
Source: RefSeq, a predicted model, not a curated record
UCCCCUAAACCCAGGCGACGGAGGCUACUAGUCCCUAGUCUAAUCCUGCCACCAGAGCUUCGGUGUCCGAAACGGAUCGCCGGAUCCCCGCCCCGCGCGGCACAGAGAUCCAGGCCGAUCCACAUGGCGUCGUCGGCGCGCCUCCUCGCCCUCGCCGCCGCCCUCCUCGCAGCCGUCCUCCUCGCCGCCGCGCCAGGGGCGGACGCCCUCCGGUCCCUCGGCGUCGGCGAGGACGCCGCCGCCGCCGCGCAGGGGGACGCCGCCGUCGACCUCAACGCCACCACCUUCGACGCCUUCCUCGGGGCCGUGCGCGAGCCCUUCGUCGUCGUCGAGUUCUUCGCCCACUGGUGUCCAGCUUGCAGAAACUACAAGCCUCACUAUGAGAAAGUUGCGAAACUUUUCAAUGGUCAAGAUGCUGCACAUCCUGGGAGAGUACUGAUGGCCAGGGUUGACUGUGCAUUAAAGGCGAACAUAGAUCUUUGCAGUAGAUUUUCUGUUGACCAUUAUCCUUUCCUACUUUGGGGCCCCCCAACAAAAUUUGUUUCCGCUAAGUGGGACCGGAAGCAAGAGAAAAGUGAAAUUAAAUUGAUUGAUGAUGGAAGAACAGCAGAGCGUUUACUUAAGUGGAUAAAUAAGCAAAUAGAAAGCUCGUUCACUUUGGAUGACAAAAAAUAUGAGAAUGAAAAUAUCCUUCCAAAGAAUGCUACAGACCCUGAACAGAUUGUUCGAGCAAUUUACGAUGUUGAGGAAGCAACAGCUCAUGCAUUGCAGAUAAUUUUGGAGCAUAAGAUGAUCAAACCAGAGACUCGUGACUCACUUGUAAGGUUUUUACAAAUUUUGGUCGCUCAUCAUCCAUCCAAGAGGUGUAGAAGAGGAUCUGCUGAGCUACUUAUUAACUUUGAUGAUCACUGGCCUUCAAACAUCUCGUUAAGUUCACAAGAGAGUUCUAGAAUGUUGGAAAGUGUUGAAACAGAUGAUUACAAGAUCUGUGGAAAGGAGGUGCCACACGGUUACUGGAUGUUCUGCCGUGGAAGUAAAAGUGAAACAAGGGGAUUUAGCUGUGGACUUUGGGUUUUGCUUCAUUCACUGACCGUCCAAAUUGGGGAUGGAGAGAGCCAAUCAACCUUUACAUCAAUAUGUGACUUCAUACACAAUUUCUUCAUCUGUGAGGAAUGUCGCAAACACUUCUACGGAAUGUGUUCAAGCGUAUCAGUUCCCUUCAAGUCUGCCCGUGAUCUCAGCCUCUGGCUAUGGAGCACACAUAACAAAGUCAAUGAGAGAUUGAUGAAAGACGAAAAAGAUUUGGGAACUGGCGAUCCAUCAUUUCCUAAAGUUGUCUGGCCUCCUAAGGCACUCUGCCCAUCUUGCUAUCGUUCUUCAAGCGGGACCGGUGAUGAAGCUGUGCAGGUUGACUGGAAUGAGGAUGAAGUAUUUUCAUUCUUGGUUAACUACUAUGGGAAGACGCUUGUAUCAUCCUACAAAGAGACCUACGUGGAGUCUCAAGAGAAGAAACACGUAAUGCCACUUUCGGAUGAUGCCUCCUCGGGUGCUGCAAGAGUCCCAAUUGGAGCUGCCCUGGGUGUUGCCGCUGCCAGCUGUAUAUUCGGAGCGCUGGCUUGCUUCUGGAGAGCCCAGCAGAAGAACAGAAAGUACUCGUACCGUUUACACUCUUUAAAGAAAAUAUGAUUAGACAAUUUUAGGUUGGUAGGAUACCAUUCUUGCUGUGUGCGUGCGUAUAUGGAGUUCAAAUCAUAGAAGUGAUUAGGUUCUACUUGUCGAUUUUACAGGCAAAGAAAGAACUGGAACUGAAAAACAGCCCACCAGUUGCCCACCCUUCACUUCACCACAGGUGGUCUCCGUGAAUGUAUAUUUUCUGGAUGAGUUAAAACUUUUGGUAAGUACUCCAAGAAGAGUGCGCAGAAAUCUGAUGUUCGAGCUGUCAUUUACAGAUGAAAAACUUACAGAAGCAUGUUGAUCUAACUAAUGUGAUUGUUUGGUGCAACGAUGUGAACUUUGUUGCACCUUGUCAUAGGCUUAAAAUGUAGCUCUGUUUUUACCAUAUAGAUGUGAUCUGAUAUUCUGAUUAAUGGAUAUGAAUGUUAUAUUGCCCAUUGGAUCGCUGAAUUUUUUUAACUCAAUGCAUCAUGGUGUACCAUUUA